Molecule: messenger RNA, 1951 nt
Organism: Bufo gargarizans (Asiatic toad)
Lineage: Eukaryota; Metazoa; Chordata; Amphibia; Anura; Bufonidae
Gene: AIRIM
Product: chromosome 3 C1orf109 homolog
Exons: 5
Coding region: 137-754 (205 amino acids)
Cellular component (GO): nucleus; cytoplasm
Source: RefSeq, a predicted model, not a curated record
CGUACCGCUGUCAGCAAGGCAUAUCGUACGAUACAACUUCCGGCAAUGUGGUGGUCACUUGUUCUUGUAUGUUUCAAUAAAGCUUGUUGACAGAGUGAUGACGUAGAGGGGCGUGUUCCCAGCCGCGACUCUCAGCAUGCCAGAAGAUGCAGCGCUGCUUUCUGUGCAGCAGUCCCUCAGACGGUGCUUUGAUACUAUAGACCAACAGCAGGAGGAGUGGAAGCGGACUAUACUGGCAUGUGGUCCCCUGGUGAGCUCAUUGAGUAACCUGGCUGAGCAGUUGCAGUCUUGCCAAAAAGUUACCUUCUCAAAGACUCCUCUGGGUGGCUUUCCUGAUCUACAGGAUCGUCUUCGUUAUAAGCUUGAGGCGGCGGUGGACCUCACCCUUGAGAAGCUAAAUGAUAAGAUGUGUGUACUCCAAAGAGUAAGGGACUCUGUGAGUCACCAGGUGGGAUCGGUCCUCUAUGUUUAUGAGGUGAGUGCAGAGAAGCUUAGCCUUGAGGCAUCCCUGGAGCGCACUUCUCACAGCCCUUCUGUAGCUGACAUGUUGGAGUGGCUGCAAGACACAGAAAAAUAUUACCGAAACCAAUACUUACAAAGGAAGCUUCUUCUACAAGUGCAGGAAAAUCACUUGUCUGAUAUCAAGAAUUUAACUCAUUCUUGGGAAAGAUUAGAUGACAAAUUUGCUACAAAUCAACAUCUUGUGGAAGAUAUGUUGCUGAAUGUAUCAUUGUUUCGAGAAGCCACAGACUAAAGCCAUGGACAUAGUGUGUACCUCAGUGAUGGUCCCAGUGGUUUCAGAGCUCGGUCAGUUAUUGUACGUGCUUUCUGACUAGAACUUUUGUAGUACUUCUGCAGCAGAAGAUUUCUAUAAUGCCCUGAUCUUGUAGGCACUAGCCUAGUAAUCCCCCGGCUCCCUCAUGUCUUACCUGAGCACCCCAGCUCAGUGUCCCCUCAAUUCGGUCUGGCAGCGACCACGUCCAUGGUAAUCAAGAUGGCAUGAUUUUCCCAAGUGACCGCUACCCCAGACGCAUCCUCUCCGGAGCUUGCGCUUUCAUGCAGCAGAAUGUGCUUUGUCUGCACAUGCGCUAAUAUAUACUGUAGCCUUACAUUUGCAAAAUAAGUCCUCUAUACAGGAUUCAAAGAAUGGAGUCAUCCUUAUAAGUACCCACACAUAGUAUUCUAAUAAGAGUACAACCACAUGAAGUGGAACUACUUUAGUGUAUACGCCGUACAUUAAUAGUGCCGGCCACAAUGCCCUGUAGUAGUGCUGUAAGUUACCACUGUACUACCACCAACCGCGGUGUAGUGGCGCCUAUACUUUACACUUACAUUCUACGCUCUAAGAAGGCUGCUGAAUUGUGUCUUUCGCUUCUAUGGUGAUUGAUGCAAGAAGAAGGACCUUGUUCUCUCCACUUGAAAAUAUAAUCCCUGACAAGUACAUGUCAACCACAAGAAUCAGUGUUUAUUUCUCAUGUUUUAUGCCACAGAAAUAAAAGAUAUUUUUCUGUGUCUGUAUUUUACAAACUGUCCAGCAGGUGGUGCUAUUGUGCUGCGUUGCAGGGACUGUACGUUAAUGUAUUCAGUUCAGGCUUUUACGACUUAUCCAUUGCAUUCCUUUGUCAUCCUAAAAAGUGAUUUGUGUGACAAAAACAGUACAAGUUUUAUAUGAUAUUUAUAGAAAUACAAUGUUAAUUCAGUAAUCCUUCAAGGUUAGUCCUAAAGUGUUUCACAUCGCAUACAUGGUAGCAUACUAAUGUGUCAUGACCUCUUUCUCUACAAUAUUGACUAUAUAAUGCAAUAGAAAGUUAAAUCAUGGCAAUUGUAGGUCAAAGUAAAAUGUGGCUUUAUCGUUAUGUUGUACUCUUCUUUUCAAUAAAUGCUAUUUUUUCAAGACAAAUUAUUUUGAGAAUGCAAAUCCUGCCUAAAGCACACAGGAGCCUGAUCUCAU